UCCAAAAAAGAAAUUCAUGAUUUAAAAGCAUUAUACCAUGCGAAUAUUGCCAAACUUUAUGGUUUUUUCUAUUGAUCCCGAAGAUAGAAUUUUGAUGGUCGUUGAAUAUGCAGACUGCGGAUCGCUCUGCAAUUUAUUGCAUCGUACAGACAAGGAAGUUACAUUUUAUAUGGGCCUUGAUUGGAUAUUGCAAUGUGCCGAGGGUAUGGAAUAUUUGCAUGGCAAAAACAUCCUGCAUCAGGAUCUUAAGACAGAGAACUUGCUACUGUUUGAUAAUUUUCGGAUAUUGAAAAUAUGCGACUAUGGUAGAGUAAAGGAAUUCGCUACCAUGAAUAAGAAGUUCAGUGGGAUUGAUAAUAAGGCUCCAGAGGUUCGCACCAAUAGAAAAUAUACAGCAAAAAGCGAUGUGUUUAGCUUCGGUCUGCUUUCAUGGGAAGUAAUGUCUAGAAAAAAAUCUAUGGAGACCAUAAUGAAUGGUGAUCGUCCAAAUCUAAUUGAAAUGAUGAAACAUGAGGAUAUUGAUGUCGUAAAAUCAAUAAUAAAGAAGUGCUGGGAUCAAGAUCCAGAUAAACGACCUUCGAUGAAAGAACUUUGUGUACUCCUUAAAAUUUAUCCGUUAAUUAAUUUUGACGACAUACAAAUUGGAAAAAGGUUUGAGAAGGGUGGCUUUGGUGUAAGCUACAAAGCAAUUUGGAAAACCGAAGGUCAAGAGAAAGAUGUUUCUGCGAAAAUACAUUCAGAUAAAACUUCAAACUCUGAGAAAGUUUCAAGAAGAACAGAAAUGCUAUUUCUGAAGAAGGCUCACAAUUUAAAACAAAUGAAGCACGAAAAUGUUGGCACAUUUUACGGCGCCUCCAAAGAUCCAGAAAACACCAUUUACUUUUUACUUUAUGAGUACUCCGAGUGUGGAUCAGUCCAUAAUUUCCUACAUCGCACGAAACACGAAUUAACCUAUGUUGAAAAGAUUAAUUGGAUGUUGCAAUGUGCUAAGGGUGUGGAGUAUUUGUGGAGCCAAGGAAUUACUCUUCCGUUUAUUAAACCACAGACCUUAAUGCUUUUCAAUAAUUUUCGUACCUUGAAGGUAUUCGAAUAUGUAUCAACGAAAGAAGUAUCAAAGUUUAAUGAACAAGAAAUGGCACUGUUUGCUUAUAUAGCACCAGAAAUUCAUGAUGCACGUAAGAAUUUCGAGUUUAAGAAAAGUUUAGUAUUUAGCUUUGGCAUUAUAUUUUGGGAAGUAAUGUCUAGGAAAGUGCCAUUUCACAAUUAUGAAAUAGCGGACGUGCCUAAAACUAUUAUUUCUGGAUCUCGUCCGAAUAUAGAUGAUAUAAAAUCAUGCAACGAUGCCUAUCUUAUCAAACCAAUAAUUGAAAAGUGCUGGGAUCAAAAUGCAGAAAAUCGACCAACGAUCAUGGAACUUUCCUCAUGGCUUUCAUAUAUAACUGCCGGAUAAUAAAAUAAGAGCUGUAACGUAAAAAUUGUAGUAUAUAUAAUGUUUUGUUGAACAGUAUCAAUAGACAAGGUGAUUCCGAAAACGUGGAAGAUUAGAAAACGAAAUUAUCACAUAAAAUCAGAUUAGUUUGCAAAUUCAUCGUUCUUCGCACUCACUCAAAAAAUUAGAUAAAUAAAAACCUUUUAUAUAUCGUUAACACUUUAACAUAAUUGUGGAAAAACAGUUCCGAGGAUACAUAUGAGGUUUCUGUAAAAUCUAAUUCAAAUUUUAUCUACAAGACCAAA
This is a messenger RNA of Drosophila sulfurigaster albostrigata, 1734 nucleotides long. RefSeq names its product putative mitogen-activated protein kinase kinase kinase 7-like. The coding region runs from base 38 to 1450 and encodes 470 amino acids. Gene Ontology annotation, molecular function: magnesium ion binding; MAP kinase kinase kinase activity; ATP binding. Gene Ontology annotation, biological process: protein phosphorylation; JNK cascade; positive regulation of canonical NF-kappaB signal transduction. The record is from RefSeq and is a predicted model, not a curated record. The transcript has 8 exons. Lineage: Eukaryota; Metazoa; Arthropoda; Insecta; Diptera; Drosophilidae.